Messenger RNA from Mugil cephalus (flathead mullet), 5398 nucleotides. It is a transcript of the gene cfap65, whose product is annotated as cilia and flagella associated protein 65. Lineage: Eukaryota; Metazoa; Chordata; Actinopteri; Mugiliformes; Mugilidae. The record is from RefSeq and is a predicted model, not a curated record. The transcript is spliced from 35 exons. The coding region runs from base 141 to 5309 and encodes 1722 amino acids.
ACAAACAAUCCUUUGCUGUCAUGGUAACGCCAUGAACUACAAACUUCACUCCUGUCUGUGCCUGUUGUUAAAGGAGUUUUCACCGCUCCAGUGGAAUAAAAAGCACUAGUUUGUAGCUUAAUAGUUCGUCCUUUCUAGACAUGCUAGCUGAGACUCGGGGUACUGGUCCUGUGGGCCCUGGACCUCCAUGGAGGCCCUCCACCUCUGCAAAGAAUUUAGGGACUUGCCAAAGGCAACAGGGUGGAAAGUACAGACGACAGGCAUCCGGACAAAAAAGCUGCUUCUUCGGGUUGGAAACUAGGCCAGAGCUGGUCUGGGAGGACUGGGACCAUGGACGAGAGUUCACCAAGACAUUAGUGUUAAAGAACAUUCACAGCAAGCUACAGAAGCUGAACAUAAGACCCCCAGUCUCCACGGUUUUCUCUGUCACGAGUCCAGAGACAAUUGUUCUCAGCCAGGGGACUUCUUUCUUAUUACCUGUUACCUUUAGACCGCUCCAGAAGUGUGAGUAUGAGGACAGCAUUGAAUUUCAAUGUAAAGAAGGCAGCUUUCAAGUGUGUCUCCGCGCCAUCGUUCCCUGCCAUGCCCUAGAGGUGCCUGACUCUGUGAUGCUCCCACUUUGUGCUGUUCAGCACUCCACACAUACUACAUUCCUGCUAAGAAAUUCCAGUAAACUUCAGACAUGCUUCCAAUGGGAGUGUGCAGCACCGUUCCAACUGAGCCCAGAGCAAGGAUUGUUGAAACCUGGCAAUGAGUGUCACAUCACGGUGGUGUUCCAGCCACAAGAGGCACAGUUGUACCAGCAGCAGGUGUACUGCCGGUUUGGAGAAGAAGUGGACAAGGCUGUGGGCUACUGCACUGUGCUUCUACAGGCAUUAGCUAAAUACCCGUACCUUCAGCUAAGAAAUCCCAGUAUCAAGGAAGGAGAGGAACACAGUGAUCCAGUGUUGUGCUUUGGGUGUGUGGCCAUUGGCAAAAGUUUGCAGAAACACUUUGACAUCAUCAACCCCUCUCCAGUGACUGCGUCUUUCUCUCUCUCACAAUUAUCCAAUGGGAUACCUUUGUGUGGAUCAGAGUUCACCUGUGACAUCAGCAGGGGUAAGGUGGCACCUGGUGGGAUGGUUCAUGCUACUGUGACUUAUUCACCUGCUGCAGUGGACACCGUCUCUGUUGAGUACUUGUCUCUAAAAUAUAAGGGGGCACUCAAUGAAACUCUGCUCAAACUCACUGGAAAAUGUAUUGGUCCCACUGUUUCCUUGUCCUCCUCUGUGUUGGACUUUGGAUGUGUGGAGGAAGGAGGAUCAAUUGUACAGACAGUGGAGCUGGUUAAUUCUUCACCCGUUGAGGCUUGCUACCAAUGGGACAUUGAUUGCUGUGGGAACAGUGUGUUUCACAUCCUACCAGCAAGUGGCACUGUACUCCCACAUAGUCAUGCCACACUGAAGGCAGUCUAUAGGCCCAUGCACCCUAUGGCACACUACAGGAGAGUGCCGUGUCUAAUACUGUACAGGGACCCUGUGUUCCUUGAUUUGAUCGGUACCUGUCACUCAGAGCUCCAGCAACCAGCCAUACUAAAACCUGAACAUUUGGUUGAGUACAAGCUUCACUGGCACCACAGAGAGCACUCAUCAGACACUUUGAGUGGCAUGCAGCAAGAUCAUAUAGCAAUGAACCAGCAGGAAUCACCGACUCCUUUGGAUGAGUCUAACCCAAGAGUUGACAGUGCUCCUGUCUUGUCGACCACUCCCAUGGGAGAACUUUACCAGACCAGCUUGGGGUGCAUGGAUCCUCUCUCUUCUCAAAGAUCUUCUUUAUCGUCUCUCCAUGUAUCUGUGGAGCCAAAUGAGCUGCUGUUUAAUCACAAAAUAACAUCUUCAUUGUGUACUUCAUCAGUUUCCUCACAGUCUGUUUCCCUCAAGAAUCACACCGGAGGAAAACUCAGUCUAGUGUGGACUGUUGCCCAAGAUUCUCCAUUCUCCAUCUCUCCCUCAUCAUGUGACUUGGCACCACUGAAGUCCACCUCAUUUAGAGUGACGUAUAACCCCAAGCAGCUCAAUACCCUGCAUGGAGCUCAACUUGAAUGCUUUGCAUACUAUAAGAUGCAGCAGGACAGUCAAGGUAUUGGGGAGCAAGUGCCGUGUCCACCCAGGUGUGUGACUGUCAGAGUCAUUGGCCACUCCUUUCAGCCAGGAAAAGAACAUUUCAUCCCAUCCUGCACACUGAAGCCCCCUCAAGUGGUGUUUCCAGCCCUGAGCGUCAUUUCCUAUCGGACGGUGCUACUUCAGAAUAAUGGAGACCUGCCCCUCACUUUCUUUCUGGACCAUAGCUCUAAAGUUGGCUUGGCAGAAUCUGUGUUUAUAGUGCCGAGCUGUGGUCUGAUCCAGCCGGGGCGUCACCAAAUCCUCACCCUCAGAACAAUUCCAACAGAAGACUGUCCCAAACAGGGAUUCAAUUUGUGCCUGCAGCUCAAUGCAGCUAAACUAACAAAGGAACUGACCGUUCUCUGUGUGGCGGAAAAGCCACGUGUGUCUCUGGAAGGAGGCUGCACUUUGUAUUUCCAGACAACAGCCGUGGGCUCACAAAGCCAACGCGCCCAUCGCAUCAGGAAUUUCAGCCGCCUGCCUGUACGGUUCAAAUGGAGCAUUCCAGAGCCGGACCAGGAGCUUAUCUUCGUCGAGCCAGAUGCUGGCGAGCUGCAUCCCAAUGAGAGCUCAGUCCAGACGUGGUCCUUCAUUCCACUGGCAGAGAAAACAUACACGGUCAAACCUACUCUUACCUUUUGGCCGAGCCAGACUGAUGGAUCUAAUAAGUCCCACAUUAGCCUCAAAGUGGUGGGAAAGGGUUCCAUGGGCACCAUAGAGGCAGAGAGAGCAGUCCUGGAUGUGGGGGAGGCCCUCAUUGGAAGCAAUCGGUCAAUUGAGAUUCCUUUAGUGAACAACAGCCCCUGUCCUGUCUCCUUUUGUCUCAGCGUAGAGCAGAACAUUCUAGAUGGGGAACUUUCCAACGACCCCAAAGCUGAGUCAAGUGCUCUACAGCUGGACUGUAUGAGGGCAACAAUCGCCUCAAACUCUACAAUGAAACUCCAGUCAACAGUCAAACCACAGAGACGAACCCAGUAUCUCUGGACCAUCAGUUACCAGACACUAAAUGCUAACGGGUCUGCGUCGUCCUCUCCUCAGGCACUAUGCGAAGUGCGAGUUAAGGGUGUGUUUCCCACCUUACAGGUGAUUGAUGCGUGUGGUGGUGGCAGUGUGGGCAGGCUAAGCAAGGUGCAUCUUUGGAAGCUCUUCUCAUUGCACAGGCUCAAUGAGUUCUUGCUGUCUAGUCCCUCUCCUGCAGAAUUGACUUUUAGAACCCCCACCAGGCACAGCCUGCGCAGCUGUCCUUCAGUCUUCACUAAAGCCGUGUUGGAUUUCAACUUUAGUUUGGCUCCCUUAAAUUCAGACCCCUCAAAUAUUGUACUAAUGUUUCACAACCCUGGUUCUGUCCCUGUAGAUUGGGCAUUCUUGUUUCCAGCGGAUCAACAGAUAGAGUUGGAGUAUUGGACAGAGACAGGAGAGUUCACCAGCACUGAUCUGUACCAGAUGAAGGUUCAGGAGAACCAACUGUUCAGCGUCUCCCCUCGGUCUGGAACUUUGCUCCCUGGCCAGAAGAGGGCAGUGCAUUUCAGCUACAGACAUGAUUUUGCUGGAACAGAUCGGUUUCCUGUUGUGUUCAAGCUCUCUCAUGGCAGAGAAAUCUUGCUGAGCUUACAAGGGCUGACAGUGGAGAGAGACAGACCAUAUCUCCACUUUGCCUCCUAUCAACAUGUCUUCACCUCUGUGACUAUUGGGGACUGCAAUCCUCCGAGGCAGGUAUAUAAAUUACACAACGGUGGUGCAGUACCAGUCCAUUAUGAAGUGGACACAGGUGUGUUGUCACAGCUUCAUGUGGACAACUUUAACCAUCCAGUGCUGUGCUGCCUCAGUCCAGUCGGAGAAGUUCUUCCUGGGAAGACGGCCAUGCUGGAAUGGAUCUUUUCCCCAUUGGAGGCAAAGACGUACCACGUGGAUGUUCCUAUCCACAUCCAGGAUGGCGACACAACACUGGUGAAGUUUAAGGGAUGUGGGAUUGAUACUCCGACACUGGGCUUCUUGAACACACAGAGUGGUAGUAAGGUUUCUGGACCCUGUGAUCAGAAGGUGCCCUUCCCGGGACAGGUAUUAUUCCUGUCUGAAGACAGUGUCUGUCUUGGCGACAUCCCAGUGUGCUCACGAUCUUCUAGAAUCCUCUUCCUCACCAAUGUUUCCUACACAGACACCGUCCACUACACAUGGGACUUGCCUCAGCCAGGCAACCAACAGGUGGUGCAGAUCCACCCAGAGGGAGGCCAUGUUAGACCAGGAGAGUGCGUCCUUUGUGUCCUCACAUUCACUUCUACUGACUACCCCACCAUUUAUCAGCUGGACCUCGUCUGUCAGGUCACUCGAGAAGCUGCACUCACUCUGUAUCAUGAAGCUUUGCAGCGCUGGGAAGAAGAAAGAGAUGCACAGCAAGAUGAACUCGUAGUCAGAGACAAAAAUGUUACACAGAGUCAAAGGGUGUUGAUAGACAAGGAACCUCUAGCAACUCCUACCAGAAAAGGGCCACCACUGAGAAAAUAUAAAACUCUUCCUCCGAUCUGUGCCAGCAGUAGCUGUGAAACAGUGGGCAGUAUAUGUACUAAAUUAACGAGAGCUGAGCGGCGGGCGCAGAGAGCAACUACAAGAGUGCGGAAGCGCCCCGUACCCCCCCAACCGGCUCUGCUGCAUCUGGAGGUUACAGCACACUCCCAUGGGCGUCAGGAGUACCUAACACACUUUCCUGACCAGUUUAGUAGGCAUAAUAGAUACCUCCAGUCGGUUAAGACCCAGCCGCCACAAACCACCUGUUCAAGCGCAUCGCUCGACCGUGAUCGGCUGCCGACACCAACACGUGGCCCUGAGAAAGACAUCCUCGUACACAUAUUCGCAUCUAUGCUAAGGGACAUCCUUGAUGAUUCAGCUUUUGUCCAGUCCCUGGUUACUGUGGCUUCUAAGCCAAUCAUCUACCGGCCCAGAGAAACACCUUCCCAACCCCCGUCUCUCCCAAAGUCUUCUUCUUCCCCUAUACCACGUGUGCCUGCUGACAUGAGUGAAUAUGUUUUGAUGAACACCCUCCAGAACCUGAUGAUGGAAGCGGUCAGAGGAGAGCUUGUCCUUACAUCUCACCCCCGCACCAUUAUCCUGCCGCCGGUUUCUACCAGAAGCAGAAGGACGUCCAACGCCAUGGCCGGGGAGGAGAAGCCUUGAAGAGCAAGUAACUCUCAUCAUCUACCCAAGAAACCAGAGGUCUGUCUCCCUGUACUGCUUUCAUUAAAACUCAUUAUCUUAUUCAACUC